UUCUGACACAUUUUAUAUGCAUAGAGAUUCUUUUUAUUUACAAUGCCACAAAAACGAAGCGCAUUGCAACUAGAAAAGUUAUGUUUGACGAGGAUUUGCAAGUCUAUGGAGAACUACUGGUAUAGACCAUUUGAGGAACAAUUUGGGAACACAAGCGGAUUAUUGCAUAUCAUCGGUCCAUUUGAUCACAUAUCAAGCGAACUAAUACAGUUAGUUAUUGAUGUUCUUGUGGAGAACAAGCUCUUUAACCCAAAAUAUCUACAGUUGUUGUUGAGCAACCAUCUGAACCAGUUAGACCUGUCAAAGGCCAAUACCAGUCUCAAACAGAAUAGCAUUGCUGAAACCAUAGGCCGUCGCUGUUUGAACUUGACAAGACUAAACCUGAGACAUUGCUCGGGUUUGUCAAGCAAGAGCCUUGUUACCAUGGUAACACACCUGAAAAAGCUUCAGCAUCUGAAUCUAGCCAGUACUAAAUGUGACAACCAGGUUUUAGCAGCUGUUGCAAAAACCUGCAGUGAUUUGUUGACACUAGAUGUAUCAUGUACAAAAAUUGGAACUCUUCAGCCUCUUUUGUCACAAGACAGCAGCCUACCAAUGGAAUCACUUCCCUGUCCGAAACUCCGAUGUGUGGAUUUUUACCUAUUAAAUGUACCUCAGGAACACAUUGUUGAGUUCCUGAAACUCAGAUCUGAUAUUCUCACUGAUUUUGUUUUUGAUGAUAUGAUAAAAGCCAUUGAGAAUUAUACACACAGCGAAAUUGCUUGCUCAUUGAAUAAUCUUGCCCUUGAAAAUGAGUCAGAAAGUGACAUACAAGAAAAAUUACAAAUGUAUGACCAGUUUCAUGUCAAAAGUUUAAAAAUUCGUACCUUAAACUGUGAUAUGAGCCACUUAAGCCCGGACAAUCCACAGUGUCUUAUCAAAACAGUGAUGACCUGUCAAUGUAUCACUUCAGUAAUACUGACCAAUGUUACGACUUGCAGCCAUCUUAUACCUUUGGGAAACUUGGCAAACCUCUCAAAGCUCUCUGUCAACCUUAGUCAAGAAUGCUCUGAUGAUGGACUUCUCCAGUUUGACACAGGAAUCAAGCCAGUUUUGGAGAAGCAGGGACACAGAAUUAUCUCCCUUGAUUUGCAUGGGUUCCAGUUUGUGGAUAUUCAUUCUGUUGGUGUUCUUUGUCAAAAAAUUAGAAGAAUUGACCUUUUCUACACCAAACUGGCACCAUUGUCUGACCCAGUAAGCAAAGAUGGCCAGUAUUUUCAAAAACUGGAGGAAUUUUUAUACCAUCCUCUUGAAGAUGAGGAACUUGAUCUCGAUGAAGUUGUAUCCCCUUUGUCAUUUGUUAUUGAAAAUGCUUGUGCAUUGAGGAGCUUAACCAUAAAAUAUUGUGCAGAACUGCACGAUACAAUGGUUUCAAAAGCAGUUGAAGAACAUUCUUUUAGAAAUCUGGAAGUGCUGGACUUGUGUAAAUGUAAUACGAUCACAUCUGAAAGUAUUGAAACUCUGCUGCAUGCUGACAACAACCUGAAAGACUUGAAGCUUGACAGAUGCUGGAAUGUUAACAAUUCAAACUUUCAGGACUAUAAACGAUUCAUUAAGAAGCAUAAACUUGAUGUGAGGCUAGUCUGGGUUUAAUUUUAGGCCACAUUUACUACUGUAUUUGGUUCAUUGAAUUCAUACCCUUGUUCAACUGCUGUAGCUUUGACUGAAUCUACGUAUACCACAACUUUAAACAGUUAAGAUAGAACUUGUCCUUGCCUUAACUUACUAAACUUAAAUCAAUUCUAACAAUUUUGAACUAGAUUAAUUGGAUUUGAGUGGAAAAAAAUCUUUUUUUUUUGUUUUCAUCAUUUCCAGGUGCAUUUUUGUAAUUACAGCCAUUCUACCAAUGCUUUAAAACCUAUCACUUGUAACAUAUGGUUCUAUAUAGUCCAAAAAGUUUCCCUGUAGAUAUCUAUUGAAAAUAAUGGAAAAGUUUAAAGAUACUAAACAGUUUGUGUUGUAGUUCUUACCUGGUAUCCAUACUACUUCUACAGAAAUUUUUAACACUUGCGUUAUUGAUUUUUAAAAAAUCUGUAUUCAUGACUUUAUUGAAGUAAUUAUAAUUCAUUUAACAAAAAAUGAAACUUAUCAAUCAAAUUCUUUGAGAUUUAAAAUCUAAAAGUGGAAUAUAUUUUUGAUUGUU
Messenger RNA from Ylistrum balloti, 2182 nucleotides. RefSeq lists its product as uncharacterized. Gene Ontology annotation, cellular component: SCF ubiquitin ligase complex. NCBI's taxonomy places the organism in Eukaryota, Metazoa, Mollusca, Bivalvia, Pectinida, Pectinidae. Bases 43 to 1632 code for a protein of 529 amino acids. The transcript has 4 exons. Gene Ontology annotation, biological process: SCF-dependent proteasomal ubiquitin-dependent protein catabolic process. The record is from RefSeq and is a predicted model, not a curated record.